Molecule: messenger RNA, 1788 nt
Organism: Trichomycterus rosablanca
Lineage: Eukaryota; Metazoa; Chordata; Actinopteri; Siluriformes; Trichomycteridae
Gene: aldh1a3
Product: aldehyde dehydrogenase 1 family, member A3
Exons: 13
Coding region: 1-1533 (510 amino acids)
Molecular function (GO): aldehyde dehydrogenase (NAD+) activity
Source: RefSeq, a predicted model, not a curated record
AUGGCUCACAACGGGAUCAACGGAGAGGCGCAGAACCAGACCGCCGCUUUACCCAAACCUCACAAAGUGACAGAGAUUCAGCACACGCAGAUCUUUAUCAACAAUGAGUGGCUCUGCUCUCAAUCAGGAAAAACCUUCCCGACCUUCAAUCCAGCAACAGGCCUCAAAAUCUGCGACGUGCAGGAAGCUGAUCAAGCUGACGUGGACCGGGCGGUGGAGGCGGCGAGGGCGGCCCUGCAGAGGAACUCACCCUGGAGGAGGAUGGACUCGUCCGGGCGUGGCCGUUUACUGAACGCGCUGGCUGACCUGCUGGAGAGGGAGCGUGGCCUGCUCGCGACGUUGGAGACCCUGGACACGGGGAAACCGUUCCUCCAGUCCUUCUUCAUCGACCUGGACGGCAGCAUCAAGACUCUGAGAUACUAUGCGGGCUGGGCUGAUAAGAUCCAUGGCAAGACCAUGCCAGUAGACGAUCACUUCAUGUGCUUCACCAAACACGAGCCGGUCGGCGUCUGUGGAGCCAUCAUUCCUUGGAACUUCCCUCUGCUGAUGUUCGUGUGGAAGAUCGCCCCGGCUCUGUGCUGCGGGAACACGGUGGUCAUCAAACCGGCAGAGCAGACGCCGCUGACAGCCCUCCACGUGGGGGCGCUCAUCAAAGAGGCCGGGUUUCCUCCAGGUGUGGUGAACAUCGUACCCGGUUUCGGACCAACAGCCGGAGCCGCCAUCGCCAGUCACAUGGGCAUCAACAAGGUGGCGUUUACCGGCUCCACAGAGGUGGGUCAGCUGAUCAAAGAGGCGGCGGCGAGGAGUAACCUGAAAAGAGUCACGCUGGAGCUGGGAGGGAAGAACCCCUGCAUUGUGUUCUCUGACUCAGACCUACACUUAGCGGUGCAGGAGGCUCAGAAGGGGGCGUUCUAUAAUCAGGGUCAGUGCUGCACGGCGGCCUCGCGGGUCUUCGUGGAGGAUCAGGUGUACGACGAGUUUGUGAGACUUAGCGUUGAAAGCGUCAAGAGAAUCGUGGCUGGAGACCCCAUGGACCCUCGAACUACACACGGCCCUCAGAUCAACCAGGAGCAGCUGGAGAAGAUCCUGGACCUGGUGGAGAGCGGGAAGACAGAAGGAGCGAAGCUGGAAUGUGGAGGAUCCAGGUUAAAGGACGAGUCUCUGUUCAUCCAGCCCACCAUCUUCUCUGACGUCAAGGAUCACAUGCGCCUCGCUAAAGAGGAGAUCUUUGGGCCGGUUCAGUGUAUUCAGAAGUUUAAGACUCAGGAGGAGGUGAUCGAGCGGGCGAACAGUACCCAGUACGGCCUGGCAGCGGCUGUGUUCACCCGGAGCGUGGAGCGGGCGCUGAGUGUCUCUGCAGCGCUGGAGGCUGGAACAGUGUGGGUGAACUGUUAUAACGCCCUCCACGCCCAGACUCCGUUCGGUGGUUAUAAGAUGUCGGGGAACGGACGAGAACUGGGCGAGUACGCGCUGGCGGAAUACUGCGAGGUCAAAGCCGUCACCAUCAAACUAAACGAGCAGCUGAAUAUCUGAGAGACGCCGCCCACCCGGGCUCAAACCCUCCCCUCGUCCAAUCAGAAAGCGCUUCGGAUCUGAGCUACCGCCGGUCUAAAGCACGUCACUCACGGACCCCGGAGCUCUCUCACGUCUCUUCAUUUCUCCUCGUCUUCCUCUUUUAUAAUGAGAUUAGAUUUUCUGUACAGAGAGAAAAUGUUUGAUUUUUGAUCUGGAUGUCAUGUGAUCUGUUCUGCUGUCUCCAAUCACCACCGGGUUCCAAACUCACCAGAA